Messenger RNA from Chinchilla lanigera (long-tailed chinchilla), 408 nucleotides. Its product is annotated as translation initiation factor IF-2-like. The record is from RefSeq and is a predicted model, not a curated record. Lineage: Eukaryota; Metazoa; Chordata; Mammalia; Rodentia; Chinchillidae.
GGGCUCGACCGCGGCUAAUCCAGCCGCGCGUGGCUCCCGGGGCUCCCGCAACCCCGGCCCCGCCGCAGCUCGAGCCGCCCCCUCUCGGUGUCUGGACCCUGCGAAGAUGCCCGCGCUCAGCCAGUGUCCCCUGAGCUCCGUCCAGGGUGCAGCAGCAGCGAGGAGUGUGUCGUCGGUGCUGAUGUCAACGUUAGCCGCACUGGGGACACCUUGCGUGCGCUCGGUGAAUUCCGCAGACCGACGGAUGUCCUGCAAACGGGGUCUGCUUUGAACACGGCGCCUCUUUAAUAUUGGAAAGUCUUCCUUUAAUUUCCCCCUCGAAUCCAUAUCUGCAUUCUAUUCCCCCACCUCAGAAGUUCACCCACCUAUAAUACUUACUUUAUGAUUAAAUGCUUUUAUUGAUCACUU